AUGGCCACUGCAUCAGUAUCGACUCCUAUCAAGUCCCACAAGGGACUCUUCUCUUCCCGUACCGCUGGCGGACGCAUGCCCUUGACCCCCUCUCCCCGUCAGCACUCCACCACCUCCAUCUCAGCAAACCUGAACUCUUCCCCGUUCACCCCUGAGAAGCAGUCGAGCAAUGACACCUACCGGGCAACUGGCAAGUCCACCUACAGUGGCAACCUCACCGCACACCUCGCAAGAUCCACCACCAACAAGUCGUCUCACCGCGACUCCCCCAAGUCCAACAUUGCCAGAGGCGUCUCCACCCCCCGCAAAGCCCUUGAGCUUGGCGUCUCUGACUUCACGUUGACCGGCACCGGAAUCAAGACUCCUUCCAGCUCCAAGGCCAAGAAGGGCUCUCUGAGGCAAAAGACCGCCAAGACCACCGUCAACUACGGUGCCGACAGAUUUAUUCCCAACCGCGGCGCCAGCUCUGCCAUCGCCAACGCCGGAAGCAGCAAGCUCGACAGGCCUGACAAGAAGUCCAAGUCGAGCGCCAACGAGGCCUCCAAUGUCCUUUCAUCCGCUACGGAUGACGCCAUCGCCGCCUUGGAAGGUCUGAACAUCGACGAGGAAGAGCCUGCCACUUACUCCCGCCCUUCUCCCAACACCGUCGCCUACCAAGACUCCCUCGCCAACGCUUGUGGUGUCAGCCUCAACACUCGCAUUCUUCAGUUCAAGCCCGCGCCCCCUGAAUCUUCGAAGCCCAUCGACCUUCGCCAACAGUACAAUCGCCCUCUCAAGCCUGCAACUGCAACCUCUGCUCAGUUCCGUCGUCGUGUCGCUACAGCCCCUGAGCGUGUUCUCGACGCCCCCGGACUUAUCGAUGACUACUACCUCAACCUGCUCGACUGGAGCUCCGGCAACCAGGUCGCCAUCGGUCUUGAGCGCAAUGUCUACGUUUGGUCUGCCGACGAGGGAAGCGUUAGCUGUCUUCUUGAGACCAGCGCUGACACUUACGUUAGCAGCGUCAAGUGGUCUGGCGAUGGCGCAUACGUUGGCGUCGGCCUCGGCACUGGUGAGGUCCAGAUCUGGGACGUUGCUGAGGGUCAGAAGGUCCGCAGCAUGUUUGGCCAUGACACGCGCGUUGGCGUCAUGGGCUGGAACAAGCACCUUCUCUCUACUGGCGCCCGCAGUGGCCUCGUCUUCAACCACGAUGUCCGUAUUGCGGAGCACAAGGUUGCGGAGCUCGUCUCGCACACCUCUGAAGUCUGUGGUCUCGAGUGGCGUUCCGAUGGUGCUCAGCUCGCCACCGGCGGCAACGACAACCUCGUGUCCAUCUGGGAUGCCCGUUCUCUGUCGGUCCCCAAGUUCACCAAGACCAACCACAAGGCCGCCGUCAAGGCUCUCGCCUGGUGCCCGUGGAACAUGAACCUUCUGGCCACUGGUGGUGGUUCGUACGAUCGCCACAUCCACUUCUGGAACUCCACCUCCGGCGCUCGCGUCAACAGCAUCGACACUGGCUCCCAGGUCACCAGCCUCCGCUGGAGCCCUCACUACCGUGAGAUUGUCAGCUCCAGUGGUUUCCCUGACAACUCUCUCAGCAUCUGGAGCUACCCCACUUUGGUUCGCAACGUUGAGAUCCCUGCGCAUGAGAGUAGGGUCUUGCACAGCUGCCUCAGCCCCGACGGUCAGAUGCUUGCUACCGCAGCUGCCGACGAGAGCUUGAAGUUCUGGAAGGUGUUCGAGAAGAAGGCCGGAGCUGGCGCUGGCGUGGGAAGCAGCGGCUCCUCUGCCAAGGCAGACAUGGUCAAGCAGAUGACCAUCCGGUGA
Molecule: messenger RNA, 1806 nt
Organism: Colletotrichum chrysophilum
Lineage: Eukaryota; Fungi; Ascomycota; Sordariomycetes; Glomerellales; Glomerellaceae
Exons: 1
Coding region: 1-1806 (601 amino acids)
Biological process (GO): positive regulation of ubiquitin protein ligase activity; positive regulation of anaphase-promoting complex-dependent catabolic process; anaphase-promoting complex-dependent catabolic process
Cellular component (GO): anaphase-promoting complex
Molecular function (GO): ubiquitin ligase activator activity; protein binding; anaphase-promoting complex binding
Source: RefSeq, a predicted model, not a curated record